This is a messenger RNA of Prunus mume (Japanese apricot), 4128 nucleotides long. Its product is annotated as protein ENHANCED DOWNY MILDEW 2. The record is from RefSeq and is a predicted model, not a curated record. NCBI's taxonomy places the organism in Eukaryota, Viridiplantae, Streptophyta, Magnoliopsida, Rosales, Rosaceae.
GUUCAUUCCUAACCCCCCACCGAAAUAUAUAAUAAGUUCAAAUUUCGCAGCAAACAGAGGAAACAAGCUAACCCAAAACCCAGUUUCUGCAUUGGCUUCUGUGAGUCCCAUCGAUCAAGAGACCAAGCUUUUCAGAGCGGCGAAGUUAGGGUUUUGUGUCAGUCUGAUCGGGUGUAGUAAAUUAAGGGUGUGAGUUGAAGAAGGUUAUGACACCGUCAGAUGACUCAGAUGAUGAGAGCAAGCAUUUGCCAGAUUUUGUUACGAAUUACCAUUUUAUAGACGACGAGGAUGUACCUGUCUCUUUUCAUGUUUUGCCAAUUGAAUGGAGUGAGGGUAAGAGGCAGGAUGGCAAGACUCGGCAGAUAUCUAUGCGUGGCACUGCUGAUAAUGGGCUUCAGAGAAUAUAUAUGCAGGUUAUCGCAUGGAAGUUUGACCUUUCCAAUGUGGAUCCUGUGAUCUCGGUGCUCUCAAAGGAAAAGCACUGGGUCAGGCUUCAGAAGCCAAGGAAGAGCUUUGAGGACAUAAUAAGGUCAAUCUUGAUAACAGUGCAGUGCCUUCAUUAUGUGAAGAGAAAUCCUGAGACAUCCAGCAAAUCUUUAUGGGAUCAUCUAUCUAAAGUUUUCAGCUCGUAUGAGGUCAGGCCGUCGCAGAAUGACCUGGUGAAUCACAUGCCUCUAGUUAGUGAAGCUAUUAAAUGGGAUGAUGCCUUAGCAAAGUCCAAGUUUUUAGUCAACUUUCUUAAAGAGAAGCCCAUGAAGAGGAAACUAUAUGAUGAGGACAUUCAAGCUACAGAAAAGCCCGGGUUUAUAGUUGAUGACCUAGAAGAUUAUGUGAUUGAUGUUGAAGACGAGUCCAAUGAUGAUGACAACCUGUUUGAUUCUGUUUGUGCUUUUUGUGAUAAUGGUGGAGAUCUUUUGUGCUGUGAAGGGAGAUGCCUAAGGUCCUUUCAUGCAACUGAAGAGAGUGGUGAGGAAUCUAUGUGUGAAUCUCUUGGCUUUACACAGGAUGAAGUAGAUGCGAUGCAAAAUUUCUUCUGCAAGAACUGUGAAUAUAAGCAGCAUCAGUGCUUUGCUUGUGGGAAGCUAGGAUCCUCUGAUAGAUCUGCAGUUGCUGAGGUGUUCCCCUGUGUUUCUGCAACCUGUGGUCAAUUUUACCAUCCACAUUGUAUUGCACAACUCGUUUAUCAAGACAAUGGAGUUACUGCUGAAGAGCUUGAAAAAAACAUUUCUAAGGGGGAAUCUUUUACGUGCCCAAUACAUAAAUGCUGCGUUUGUAAACAAGGAGAGAAUAAGAAAGAUCCUGAGAUGCGUUUUGCUGUCUGUAGGCGUUGUCCAAAAUCCUACCAUAGGAAAUGCCUGCCACGGGAGAUUGUAUUUGAGAAAAAAGCGGGAGACGUAGAAGAGGAGAAUGUAAUACUAAGAGCUUGGGAAGAUCUAUUACCUAACCGUGUACUAAUAUAUUGCACGAAACAUGAGAUAGUUGAAAGCAUUGGAACUCCAAUAAGGGAUCACGUAAAAUUUCCUGAUGUUAAAGAAAAGAAGACUACCAUUGUUAAAAGGAAGACUGGUUUUGACGAGAAAAAGAGAAAAUGGACAACAGAAUCUUUUCUAGAUAGAGAGAAAUCUGUGACAAAGAAGAGAAACCUUUCCUCUGAAGAAUUCCGUAGGGGGCAAACUGCUCCUACAUUGUCUAGACAGAAGCUGAAGUUACCUUUUCCUGCAAAAGUGGGUGGUAGCAAAACUAGUGAAAAAGUACCAUCUCGGUUAGAUAUAUCAAGAAAGGUGAAAGUAAAUAGUUCAUUGAAAAAGGAAAUUAAGACUUCCGUAGCCGAGGGAAAGAAGUCCUCAUUGGGUGAUCAACUAUUUGACUACAUGAAGGGGUCUGAGCAAGUGAAGUCAGGGAAGCAGGGUAAACCUGAUGGUGAGUGUAAUUCGGCAACAGUUAAUCCUGCUUCAAAGAAGUUGAGCAGUGAAGAACCAUCUUUAGAUGCAGCUUCAGAGAGGAGAUUAUUGGCUUUAAUGAAAGAUGCUGCAUCCUCAAUAACUUUGGAAGACGUUAUAAGAAAGCACAAAGUUCCAUCUACUCAUGCAUUUUCGUCGAAAAAUGCUGUGGAGAGGAACAUUACACUGGGAAAGGUGGAAGGUUCAGUUGAGGCUAUUCGAACGGCGUUACGGAAACUAGAGGAAGGAUGCAGUAUUGAAGAUUCAGAGGCUGUUUGUGCGCCUGAAAUUCUUAACCAGAUUUUUAAGUGGAAGAACAAGCUGAAAGUCUAUCUUGCACCUUUUUUGCACGGAAUGCGCUACACUUCCUUCGGUCGCCAUUUCACAAAGGUGGAAAAACUAGAAGAGAUUGCUGAUAGGCUCCAUUGGUACGUAAAGAAUGGAGAUACAAUAGUAGACUUCUGUUGCGGUGCUAAUGAUUUCAGCAUCAUAAUGAAUAAAAAGCUUGAAGAGACGGGGAAGAAGUGCUUUUACAAAAACUAUGACUUCAUUCAACCGAAGAACGAUUUCAAUUUUGAGAAGAGAGAUUGGAUGACUGUUCAACCAAAGGAGUUACCAUCAGGGUCACACUUGAUCAUGGGGUUGAACCCUCCUUUCGGAGUUAAAGCGUCUUUGGCCAACAAGUUUAUUGACAAGGCUCUCGAGUUCAAUCCAAAGAUUCUUAUUCUUAUUGUUCCACCAGAAACUCAAAGGUUAAAUGAAAAGAAUUCACCUUAUGACCUGAUUUGGAAAGAUGAGCAGUUUCUGUCAGGAAAGUCAUUCUAUCUCCCUGGAUCUGUUGAUGGGAAUGACAAACAAUUGGAGCAAUGGAAUGUGAGGCCACCACCCCUGUAUCUUUGGAGUCGUCCUGAUUGGUCUGCUGAGAACAAGGCUAUAGCUGAAGCGCAUGGACACAACUCUGCAUCACAAGGGUUUAAGGAAGAUGAUCAUUCCGACUGCCUAAUCCCUGAUAAUUCAGUAGUUAAUGAUGAGCAUUAUGGUCAAACACUUGUGCAGAUGGAUGAUGAUCCCAUAAAGACUGAUAGUCCCAAGGAUGUUGCAGGAGGGUCAGUUGCGAUGCAGGUAUUAGAGGGCUCUUGUAAGAUCAGUGUUGACAGAGAUGGCCAUGUGAGUCCUCGUCAUGGAAAGAACCACAUUGAAGAGAUAUCAGGGAAACUGCAGUGUGGUGGCAGAGAAGAGCAUCGAAGUGGUAUGCUUGAGAACUCUUCAGAAAAAAAACUAGAUGGUGUAAAGGUUUCUGGUAGUGAGAUACGAAAGGAAAUGCUGACACACACUGAGCCUCUUGAAAAAGGAAAUCAGCAUUCUGAGCCCAGCAAUUCUGGUUCUAAUAUGGAGAUAGAAACUACUGAUAGUGGGACCCGCGCCAACGUUGCUGAUGAUACAGGCAGAAGCUUUGCCAGGAGCAGUGAUGAGGCGUACUCCAGUCUGCCUCGUAGAUGGAGCACUGCUGCCAAUUCUGGUUCUGGUUAUAGGGCUACAAAUGUGGAGCAACUGUUUGUGGGGCACAUGAGGGAAAGGUCAGAUCGCCUUGGUUAUGGACCAUAUUUGAAUCAGGUAGAAUACCCAUAUAGGAGGGAGUCUGACAUACGCUCGCAGGUUCGCCUUUAUGGUCAGCCAGAUUCGGAUCCUUAUAGUAGUUUUUUAGUGGGUCAGAAUCCUGUGAGUGGCCAGAUUGGAUCGUAUCCCUCUACUUAUGGCCAUACUCAUUUUGGUUCAACAGCUGGGUCAUAUUACAGAAGUAAUACAUCAGUCAUGCAGCAGUAUGCGCCUCGGUUGGAUGAAUUGAACCACUUGAGGAUGGGUGCCUUAGGACCUGAGCCUAGUUUAGGAUAUGACCCGCACGUGUUCAGUAGCAACGUCCCUUUUGAUCCUAGGGCACCCCGACCCGGUCAGCAUGGUGGCCCCAUGGGGUUUGCUCCUGGUCCUCACCAAAGCUAUUCAAGCCAAAAUUCAGCUGGUUGGCUGAACGAGUAAGUAUGUUCCAUGUAUCUGUAGGUUUUGGCUUCUGUACAUAGAUUAGCUUAUGCUUAUGAAGAUGUAUUGUAACCUUUUACUUCAUUUCACUGUACUAUUUUAGUUGCAUCUUGAAGUGAAACUUUUUAUAACUUUCUAUUGCUUUGCCCUCCCA